AUGAUGAAGCUCUCCGUUCUCUUCUUCCUCUCUGGCUCCGCCGCGGCCCACUUCCACGAUGGGCCACCACCGCCGCCGCCUCCUCCUCCAAUGUCUCCUAUGCAUAAAUUAGCGCUCCAAAAGAUGGAAGAGGUGUGUCAGACAGAUGCGGAAAUCUUCUGCCGUCCUCCUCGCGAAACCAGGGAAGAUCCUGUCUUGAACUGGCUCUUCUCCCCUCCUGAGCGCCUCGCUCCUCCUCCCAUUGUCCACCCUGCCGCAAUUGGAAACCCCAUGCAUCCCAUGGAUCCUUUGCACCCAAUGAAUCUUGGACCUCUCCUCGAUAGCAUGAUGGAUACGGCGAUUCGUCUCCCCACUUUGGUGCAGCCGGAAGAGCCAGUGUUUAUUAUGUUUAUUGAUGAUUCCAACGCUGGUAACGAGGAACGUCCAGAGGACUUGGCUUUGGAAUCGAUGAUUACCAAAUUGAUCCAGCAUGACAACCAUGUCAACAACAUGAUUAACAGCAUGGUCCAUCUGACCCUUGAAGCGCCUGAAGCAGAGCAACAAGAACAGCCCGAGGUCCAUGAUUUGACCCACCAUAUCCGCCUCAAGGGCCAAUCUGUUCUCGAGCAGGCUGAACAGGAGCCCGUUCCUGAGGAUCGUGUUCGUAUGGCUCGUCGCUUGACGGAGGUAACACCAGAAGAAAUGAUGGCUCGUAUUAUGCAGGGAAGGACCGUCCCUGCCGCCCAACCAACACACGACGAACGUAAGAGCCACAUGUGCCCCCACAAGCACAAGUGCCUCAUGACGGCGCAUGAACAAAACAAGGUGACACCUGCAUGUGGUGAUGCGUUGGUGCGCCUGGAGCGUGUCCGUACAUUGGAAAUGAAGCAACACGAGGAAAUGUACUUGUACAUGAAUUUCUUCUGGCUUUAUUCCAUUUUGUUCUUUUCUCUGUUUGUCAUGAUUCUGUUCCGCAAAUUCAAGUCUGGCAAAGGACUCUUCCUCCUCCGACUUCGUGUCCUCCAGGCGGUGUACAGUAACCCCGAAAUUAAAGCCAAGGUCGAAGACGAAGUCGGUGCUCCGCUUGGCAGUGUCCCACCUCUUAAUGACGUUGCCUUGAAGCUUUUGAGCACGGACGGCCGCAAGCAAUGCCGACGUAAACGCGAACGGUUCUUUUGGAUGCUGAACCUCCUUUUGGUAUUCUUCACGUUGGAUGCCUUUGGACUUCUCCCCGAAGAAUGGCCCCUGUUCGUCAUGGGAGGAUGCUGCUUGUUCAUGGCUUGCCGCAUCGUCACCAUGUGCUGCAGCAAGCCCGAAGUGAGAGAAUGCAAGUGCUGCUGCUGUGGUGGAUCCACCCUUGACAUUGAGAACGGAACUGUCAGUAAUGCCCAGGCUUGCUGCAAGUGUUGCAAGGGUUCUGGUGUUUGUGCUGUGAAGUGCCAAACUUGCUGUGGAACUGCUGAUAACAAGAAGAGUGGUACUGGUAGCUGCUGUGGAGGCAAGUGCAAAUGUGCCAAGGACCAUGGCUGCAAUGGAAGCUGUGGCUGCUGCGGUGGCAAGGAUUUGGAAGCCGCUCUCUAUGUCAAGCUUGAGGAUGACUGCAAGUGCUGCUGCUGUGGUGGAUCCAACAUGGAUGUCGUGAAUGGAACUAUGAGUGAUGCCCAGGCCUGCUGCACUUGCUGCAAGGGAACCGGCAAAUGCUCUGCCAAGUGCAAGACAUGCUGUGGAAAUGGUGGCAAGAAGGAUGGUGCUGGUAGCUGCUGUGGAGGGAAGUGCAAGUGUGCCAAGGACCAUGGCUGCAAUGGAAGCUGUGACUGCUGUGGUGGCAAGGAUAUGGAAGCAGCUCUCUUUGGCAAGCUUGGGGAUGACUGCAAGUGCUGCUGCUGUGGUGGGUCCAACGUGGAUGUCGUGAAUGGAACUAUGAGUGCUGCUCAGGCCUGCUGCACUUGCUGCAAGGGAACCGGCAAAUGCUCUGCCAAGUGCAAGACAUGCUGUGGAAAUGGUGGCAAGAAGGAUGGCGCUGGUAGCUGCUGUGGAGGAAAGUGCAAGUGUGCCAAGGACCAUGGCUGCAAUGGAAGCUGUGACUGCUGUGGACACAAGAAGGAAACCGGCGACGCCGAGAUUGUUGUCUUCCAAGGAAUUCCCAUCCAGAUUGUGUAGGCAGUACAACUUGGUAUUUUUCAUUUUCGUUUGCAUUCUAAAGAAAGGAUAAGGAGAAUCGUAUUCUUCCAAGAUAAUAUACUAAAAAAGGUUUAUGUUUG
Messenger RNA from Seminavis robusta, 2240 nucleotides. The record is from the annotation of a GenBank genome assembly. NCBI's taxonomy places the organism in Eukaryota, Bacillariophyta, Bacillariophyceae, Naviculales, Naviculaceae.